AUGCGCAACACAAGUGGCGGCAUCGGCACCAGCAGUGGGAACGACUCGAGCGGGCACAGCAAAAACAGCAGCAUCAGCAGCAUCCACAGUCUCGGCACACAGACGGACCCAGGACCGGACAGCAAGAGCAUCGGCGCUGGGCGGACCGGCUUUACGCACAGCCGCCACGGCAGCAAUGUGAGCACGUCCAGCGGCCGGUCCGUGAAGCGCGUUGCCUACGCCCUGCUGCACUGGGACGACCUGCCCGAGUGGCGCCGCGACAACGUCUACAUCCUCGGCGGCUACCGCCCGACCUCGCACAGCUACGUGGCCUCCCUGGCCAGCGUCCUCGGCAUCCACAACGAGUCGGUCAACAUCUGGACGCACCUGGCCGGCGCCCUCGUGGCGGCCCUGCUGGGCGUGGCGCUGUACGUCGACGAGCUGCCCAGCAUCGCCGACGUGCUGCUGUGGCCGCUGCCCCAGGGCGUGGCCGCGCACCUCCGCGCGAUCGGCGCACGGCUCGCCGGGGCGGUCGGCGCCCUCGUCGCAGACUACCUGCCGACACCGAGUCUGUGGCUCGGCCGGGCGGCCAGCGCCCAGCUGUCGGCGGCGGGGGCGGCCGCGCUCCGCCUCCUGGGCGUGGCCCAGUACCACGCCGUCACGGCAGCGGCCGCUGGAGGCAACGCCGCCACCGCCGGCGAGACGGCGUCGUCGACGCUCGUGCUCAGCUGCUUUGCCGCCGGCGCCGUCGCCUGCCUCGGCAUGAGCGCCACCUACCACGCCCUCAGCAACCACAGCCCCGCCGUCGCCCGCUGGGGCAACAAGCUCGACUACUCGGGCAUUGUGUUUCUCAUCGUCGGCAGCUACGUGCCCACCCUCUACUACGGCUUCUUCUGCCACCCGCGCUGGCUGGCCGUCUACCUGUACCUCAUUGUGCUGCUGGGCCUGGCCUGCCUGGCCGUCUCGUGGCUCGAGCACUUCCGCACGCCCGCCUGGCGCCGGUACCGUGCUCUGCUCUUUGUCGCCCUGGGCAUGUCGGGCGUCGUGCCCAUUCUGCACGGCCUGCUGCUCCUCGAGGCGGACGAGGCCGGUGGUGGCGCCGCCGAUGCGUGGGCGGCACGGUAUGCGCGUCUCAACGAGCGCAUGGGCCUCAACUGGGUGCUGCUCCAGGGCGCCUUGUACGUCGCGGGGGCGUUUCUGUAUGCGGCACGGUGGCCCGAGAAGUGGCGGCCGGGCCGCUUUGACAUCUGGGGCAGCUCGCACCAGAUCUUCCACGUGUGUGUGGUCCUGGCCGCCGCCGCGCAUCUGCGCGGGUGCAUGGAGGCGUACCUCUACCACCACAACGUCAUGGGCGGCCAGUGUCCAUCGCCGUGA
This is a messenger RNA of Sporothrix brasiliensis 5110, 1353 nucleotides long. Its product is annotated as hemolysin-iii channel protein. Gene Ontology annotation, cellular component: membrane. The transcript has a single exon. The record is from RefSeq and is a predicted model, not a curated record. Bases 1 to 1353 code for a protein of 450 amino acids. Lineage: Eukaryota; Fungi; Ascomycota; Sordariomycetes; Ophiostomatales; Ophiostomataceae. Gene Ontology annotation, molecular function: signaling receptor activity.